This is a messenger RNA of Aphanomyces invadans, 2064 nucleotides long. RefSeq lists its product as hypothetical. NCBI's taxonomy places the organism in Eukaryota, Oomycota, Saprolegniomycetes, Saprolegniales, Verrucalvaceae. Gene Ontology annotation, molecular function: symporter activity. The annotation marks the transcript as partial. The transcript has a single exon. Gene Ontology annotation, cellular component: membrane. The record is from RefSeq and is a predicted model, not a curated record.
CAGCGUCCGACGCAUGCGAUACGCGGUGGACCCGCCAACGUCGAGUUUAGAGUCCCCCAUCACGGAUUCCCAAGUGCUCCAGUCUGUGCGCGGUCCGGCUCGGGACGUCUACGUGCGGCUGUCGCAACCGUACACCCAUGACGCGGACUCACCGAUGCUGGACGACAAAAAAGCAGAGGGAUUGCAUCCACGCAGCGGCGAUGUUCAAUCCAACGUGUGGUCGAUGCGUGCGGCAUUGUAUGCAGCUGUCUUUUCAACCGAAGCUGCCAUUCUCGCCGGCGCCGCGCUUGGCGUGAUGAUAUCGUACAUCAUAUCGAUUUCCACCGACGUGUCGGACAAGCUGGCCAAGUUUGACGCACUGACCAAGGCCAAGAGUCCCAUGGCGACGCAACUGGCGGCCUUUAAUGAACUCCUACACACACGUCAGUCUUGGAGCAAAUGGCUACAAAUUCCCGGCAACAUGUACAUCAGCGGACUUCAAUGCUGCAUGGUGCCGCUGAUUUAUUGUGCGGUCGUGAUUGGCAUCACCCAUAUGAGCCAGCAUCUCAAGGUCCAUGGAAUCGCAUGGCGGUUUGUUGUGUAUGGUAUCAUGACGGCAAUCGCGGCAUCGUCCUUGGGGCUUGGUUUGAUGGCUGCCAUUCCCGACAACUUGAUCGUGUCGUCCCCAAUGUGGCGUCCAACCACGCUGCCACCGCAAGACAUGUCCGUCGACAUGCCACCGCCCCCCACUACCCCCACCAGCGCUUUCGAGUGUCCAAAAGCACCAUCGGCACCUCCGACGUAUCUCGGAAUCAAUGGGACCACACUCCAGUUUACGUGCAUCAGCAAGGCCCAGAACAUUUCAAUCAUAACUCCCAUGGUUGGAACUGACGUGUUGGGGAAAUUACCGUCAACGUCACCAUCCGACCUUGUAUUCGAUGUCGUGCUCAACAUGUUUCCCAAGUCUUUGGUCGGGUCGUUUGCUCAACUCGACGGAUUCCUCAGCGUGUCGGUCGCGUCCGUUGUGAUCGGGGCGGCCACUGCCAGCUGUGCGGACGAAAACCAUUUUGUCCUCGUGGGGGUCCUGCAAGAGCUGCACGCAAUCCUGCUCACCAUGAUUCAGAUGAUCGUGCGCUGGACACCGGUGGCCAUCUUCUCCAUUGUCUCGUCUUCGCUGGUCGUAAAUGUGCCGACGACGUGGAACUUUCCCAGCGACGCGACCGUGCCGGAUGGUCAGCUUGAACGAAUGAUGAGUGUGCCAUUUGCGCAGGCCAAACUCCUUUCGUCAUCAUUCUUUGAAAGCGAGUCGAUCGCCGACAUGGGAAUUCCAGCUCUAGUCGGUGUGUUUGGAGUCGGCACCAUUCUGCAUUGCGUCGUCCUGCUGCCACUCUUCACGUUGGCCAUGAUUCAGCAGAAUCCGUUUGCGUACGCCAAGCAGCUCGCAAGACCCCUUGGGAUUGGGUUCUGCAUUGCGUCGUCGUUGGCGUCGCUGCCCAUGGUGACCGAAGCCAUGUUUGUAUGCCGAUCCGCAUCCAAAGAACUGACGCAGGCCGUGCUGUCCCUCGGCACCAUCAUGCACCUCGACGGCGCCGCAUUUUACUUUGCUUCGUGCAUUACGUUUCUCGUUCGUACACAAGGCAUCGACCUGACUGGAGACCUCGCUGCGAAGAUUCUGUUGGUCUCGGUGAUCCACUCGUGGAGUUGCCCGCCCCUUCCUCACGGUGGCAUCCUCACCCUCGGUGCUCUAUGGUACACGAUCGCGCCAGGAGAAAUGUACCACCGAAACUUCAGCGCGCUCGUCGCAAUUGACUUUGUGCUCGAUCGGCUCUGCACGCUGAUGAGCGUAUGGUCCAACACACUGGUCCUUCGCAUCAUCGCCGACCAGACACAAGAAUUGUACUACGACGACGCGACUGGAGACGACGACGCCAGUGUCGUCGUGGAGGCCCCUGAAGGCGCCUUGAACUACGACGAUUAUGGAGACGUGCUGCUGUCGUCACGCCAGUUUUCGUACAUGCCGGAGAUCGCCCCGGCUCCCCAGUGAUUCGUGUUUCGUGAUGUAAAGUGAGUUGGUGGGUUGUGCCA